AUGGCCAUGAAUGCUGAAAAGUCCAAGAAACUGGACCUACUCAUGGGUCGGCUCUACACAUUGGGGGCGCCCAAGUUUCUACUAUACUCCAUUUCGCUCCUUGCCCUGAAUCCCGCUAUCGAGAUCUUCACUGAGGCCUAUGGAUUUGUAGAGCUAUUCAGUGGAGAAGCAUGGACUUCGCGUUGCAUGCGCAAUUCCCAUGUGAAGACGGCAUCUUUUGACAUACGUUACGGUGAUCCCGACAGAAACCCCUUGAAACAGGACCACAUGGACUUGUGUACAAGUGCUGGUUUUUCGCUUGCUCUAUUGACAAUAUUGAAUUGUCGCUGGGACCACUUCCUGGUAGUGGUUGGGUUGGUAUGCUCUUCUUUCGUGACGGUGUCGGCUGGAACUCACCAAAGAGCACCAUGGAGCCCUUUUGGAAACCUAAAUGCGUUGUUCGUUGAGACAGGGAAUCUCUUAGCGAGCAGGGUAUGCGCCUUGAUAUUGGUAAUAUCCUGCAUGAAUGGCUGCUGGAUCCUGGAACAGCCACGCUCGACUCAGCUGAUGUGGCUGCCCCGGGUAAGAUCCACAUUCAGACUUCUUCCCGAGGUGUUUGAAUCAUCGUGGUGGAUGGCAUUAUAUGGUGGCCUCACGCCUAAACGGCAUAUAGCUUUUUCAAAUGCGAAGACUAUUCAAAUCCUCGACCUUGGAAAGCUUUUGAAGGAAGUCAGACAAAGGCUCUCCAAGCAUGGGUAUCAAUCCACCCGAUCCUACAAAAGCAAGGGUCGCAAGGUCUUCUCCGGCACACGUUUUUUGAAACAAACUCAGACCUAUCCACCACGAUUUGCUCGACGUGUGGCGAAGUACUACGACCGCUUUUGCACUCAACGGGUGGGUCACUGCCCAAAGGAAAUUGACCCAGCCCCAGAGGCAGCUUUGGCUGCAAAGAGGCCAACAGCUAAGUCAAAGGGAAAGUCCAAGGGCAACUCAAAGGGAUCUACGACUCCACCUCCCCCGAGCCGACCAGUUGCUACCCCUGCCCGCAAGGGUGCUGUUGCCAGUGAAGAAGUUCCAACCCCACCGCAAGGUGCCUCUGGGAACCCUGCACCACAGAAGCGUCUUCGAGGAAAGGUGCCUGACGAUGCAAAGGACCGAGAAAUCGCUGAACUCAAGAAGGCAAGUGCCAAGAUGCAGGCCCAGUUGGAAGCUAUGAUGUCAACCCACGACAGCUCUCAAGGUGAUACUGGGAGUGCUCCUGCGGCCCCUUCCGGUGAGGGCCUCUCGCAGGAGGCGAAGAUGGCCAAGCUUCGUCGCGUGUGCGAAAAGAAGCCUUCAGGGAAGUGCAAAGUUCCAGAAGAUAUUCACUUGAAAUGGAAGAACAACAAUGGUGAUGACCGAAAGGAUCUUUUGGAGCUUCUUGAAACUUCUGACUGGGAUAAGGACACCUUUGUUGCGAAAGUUCAGCGAUCGGUUGCGAAGACGAACAAACUCACCCGGACAAAGAAACGGGCAUGGCACACUGAAGAGUCCAUGAUGAAAAAAUUGGACUGGUCUAAGUCCUACAUCAAGAAUGUGGUGGCCUACUGUCGCAAGCCUGGACAUGAGAAGUUGGUCAGGAAAGACCGCUACAACAAGAAACUUGAUAAGUUUUUGGUGGUGGUUGAGGAGAGAGAUAGCGAAGUUUCUGACCUUGAAGAAUGUGAACGACAUGAUGCCGUUCAGGACAGUGAGAAGCCCGUGAACUUCCAGUUGAAGGCCAAGGGCUCCAUGGAGCCUCCGGAUGUUGGGGCCACUUCGGAGACUGAUGUCUCUGAGGAGGAGGAGGAAGCAAAGCAAACCAAUGGCCCCAAACAGGAGUAUGAUCGCUUCAAGACCUUCGCCAACUCACUUUUGGGGCGGUCUGCCAAGAUUUCCGAGUUGAUUGCUGAUCUGGAAGCUUCGAUGGAAGCUUCCCAGAAAGGUCCGGAGACUUCUGAGGGGAAACGUGUUGCCAGGUUGGUAAGCAAUCUGGAAGAGGCUACUGCGACUUUGGAUGCAGAGCAUAACAAAUGCGAGUGCGUCAAGGCCCAAGUGUCGAAGUUGGCUAAGCUGAAGGACAACUCAGACCCUGCAGCUGCUAAGAUGAUCACCCAGAUCGAUGAACGAGUUUCGGAAACGACCAUUUCGUGCAGCAAGAUCACAGCGAUCGAGUCUGCCGCAAAGACAAUGGUUCGCAACCUUAAGAAGGUCGUCAAGGAGGAAAAGUGAUCCACACAAUUGGGUGUUGAACAAAUUUUGUUGGAUAGGGGUCCAGUGCACAAACUUUGUGCCUUACCGUUCUUGAGAUGAAGCUUUUGAAGUAAAGCUGAAACCAUGGCAAAGAUGCAGUCUGCACACAGCUUUAGAACAUGCGUCUGGCGCGUGAGUGGCUGUACUUGGGGUGAUUGCUCGC
This is a messenger RNA of Cladocopium goreaui, 2413 nucleotides long. Lineage: Eukaryota; Dinophyceae; Suessiales; Symbiodiniaceae. The record is from the annotation of a GenBank genome assembly.